UAAAACCAGAGCCCACAUUCUCUGCUGGCUAAAAACAAAGGAUUAACCCCACGGAGUUCUCCACGUAGUUCCAGUUUAAGAAUGCCCAAUGUUGCGGAGAUAAACGCUUUCAGACCUAAACAUCGGAUUAUACGAGCUCAGCGUGCAGAUCGGAGGACUUUUUUUUGGUAGGUUCAUGUGAUUGAUUCAACACAUAGGUUGCUUCAAGCCGAGUCCCGACGUCACGCUCUUAUUUUUUAGGGUAGCCUAGCCUACUUGUUUGUAGUAGAGGUUCACAUACUUUGUUUGUUUAUUCUUCAGUUUUUACAAAGAAUUUCUCUCAAUGCCACCAUGAGAAAGAGAAAGAAGUAUGAUUUAACAUUUAAGCUGACAGUUGCCAAAUUUGCCGAAGAAAGUUCUGGAGAAGCAGCAGCAAAACAUUUCUCGGUCGAUCCAAAGAGGGUGCGAGAGUGGCGUAAAAACGAAGCCGAACUCCAGCGCCUGGCCAAGGAGGACUGCACAAGAUCCAGACUUCCAGGUGGGGGGAGGAAGAAAGCUAUCUCAGAGCUGCAGGUGGGCGUUGAGGGGAUCCACAGCAUGCAGGCAAAGCAUCUCAAAGUCUCACGUAAAAGGGUGAGGGUCAAGGCAGAAUGUGAUCCUAUCAGUACCGCGAAGGGGAGACAGAGGAAUAGGUAUAAUCUGGCAUUUAAGCUGAGAGUUUUGAAAUUUGCCGAAGAGCACUCGGGAGAAGCAACGGCGAGACAUUUUUCAGUUGAUCCAAGAAGCAUACGACUAUGGCGUAAAAACAAAGCUGAACUGCAAAGCCUGGCCAAAGAAGACUGCAACAGAGCCAGGCUGCGAGGUGGGGGGAGGAAGAGAGCCAUAGAAGAGGUGGGCGUGUGCGAGUGGAUUGACGGAAUGCAGGCAACGCAUCUCAAAGUCUCACGUGAAAGGAUCAGGUCCAAGGCUAAAUGUGAUUCUCUCUCUGCCACCAUGGGCACAAAGAGAAAGAGGUAUGAUCUGACUUUUAAGAUGGGUGUUGUCAAAUUUGCAGAAGAAAAUCCGGCAGAAGCAGCGGCAAGACAUUUCUCGGUUCACCCAAAGUUGGUGCGAGAUUGGCGUAGAGAGAAAGCUGAACUCAAGCGCCGGGCCGAAGAAGACUGCAAAAGAUCCCGACUUCCAGGUGCGGGGAGGAAGCAGGCCCGUGAGGAGCUGGAGGAGAGCGUGUGCGACUGGAUGGAUGGAAUGCAGGCAAAGCAUCUCGAAGUCUCACGUAAAAGGGUCAGGUCCAAGGCUAAACGUGACUCUCUCACUACCACCAUGGGGACAAAAAGAAAGAAGUAUGAUCUGACUUUUAAACUGACAGUUUUGAAAUUUGCCGAAGAAAAUCCGGGAAAAGCAGCAGCAAGACAUUUCUCUCUUGAUCCAAAGAGGGUGCGCGACUGGCGUAAAAACAAAGCGGAACUGCAGCGCCUGUCCAAGAUAGACGGCAAAAGAUCCCGACUGCCAGGUGCAGGGAGGAAGAAGGUCGACGCAGAGCCGCAGGGUCUGAUGGUGCUGCCCCCAGAUCAACCAGCGUACAAAACGGGCGACUUGCAUUUAGACCGGCGCGCCGCCUCUCUAAAUUUGGGUCAGAACGAGCCUUCAGAGCCUGAAUGGACAACUAGACAAGCAGCAUCCACACCUCCGGAGGUCUACGAGUCUGCUGACGAGAGACCAAUGAUGAAGUCUGAAGACUUUGCUGGAAACAUGGAGCCUUCAGAGCCUGAAUGGACGACUAGACAACAGACAGAGAGCACAUCAGUGAUGGAGGAAACGGCAUCCACACCUCCGGAGGUUGAUCUACUGAACAUGAUGGUGAAAGUGGAAGAUAUGAAAGAGGAGGAGUAUGGCCAUAUGAUUGCAGGUCCAGAUGAAGAAGAAAAGCCGUUUGCAGAGCUUCCCUGUAAAACUGAAACAGAUGUCACAGAGUCCAACGUUAGUGGCAGUGAAACGCAACAGACAAUAGCAGAGAUUGAAGUGAAGAUUGAAGAAGAUGAUGAACAAGAACACAAUUAUCUGCUGCAAAGUGUACAACACUCAAAACAGAAGAUCCAUGGACAGAAUGAUGAACUGCAACUCGGGGGAAGGCUGCACCACUGCACAGUCUGCAGGAAGAGUUUCACAGCCCUGACAGAACUCGAGAAACACCAGCGAACACAUUCUCUUGAUGUUAAUCAAAGACAGAGUAGUGGCAAAAAGCAACAUAUAUGUGCCCAGUGUGGAAAGGCAUUUUUGCAAAUUGCACAUCUUAGAAUCCACAUGCGCAUACACACUGGAGAGAAGCCUCAUCAAUGUGACCAGUGUGGAAGAGCUUUUUCAAGAAGUUCAUACCUUAAAAGACAUCUUUUAACUCACACCAGAGAGAAGCCUCAUAUAUGUGCCCAGUGUGGGAAGGCAUUUUUGCAAAUUGCACAUCUUAGAAUCCACAUGCGCAUACACACUGGAGAGAAGCCUCAUCAAUGUGACCAGUGUGGAAGAGCUUUUUCAACAAGUUCAUACCUUAAAAGACAUCUUUUAACUCACACCAGAGAGAAGCCUCAUAUAUGUGCCCAGUGUGGAAAGGCAUUUUUGCAAAUUGCACAUCUUAGAACCCACAUGCGCAUACACACUGGAGAGAAGCCUCAUCAAUGUGACCAGUGUGGAAGAGCUUUUUCAAGAAGUUCACAUCUUAAAAGACAUCUUUUAACUCACACCAGAGAGAAGCCUCAUAUAUGUGCCCAGUGUGGGAAAGCCUUUUCCCAAAUUGCUCACGUUAAAAUCCACAUGUUCACUCACACUGAUGAGAGGCUUCACAAAUGUACCCAGUGUGGAAAAGCUUUUGCACACACGGUGUAUCUUAAAGCCCAUAUGUUAAUACACAUACAAGAUGGGGAGAGGCCUCAUAAGUGUGCCCAGUGUGGAAAAGGUUUUACACAAAGUACAGCUCUUAAAAGACACAUGCUCAUGCAUACUGGAGAGAAGCCUCAUAAAUGUGGCCAGUGUGGAAAAGCUUUUGCACACCCCUCAAUCCUUAAAAAACACAUGCGUAUACAUACUGGAGAGAAGCCUCAUAAAUGUGUCCAGUGUGGAAAAGCUUUUAUACAAAAUUCACAACUUAAAACCCAUAUGGUCAUACACACUGGAGAGAAACCUCACAAAUGUGACCAGUGUGGAAAAGCUUUUACAAAAUCAUCAGCUUGUAAAACGCACAUGCUUAUACAUACUGGAGAGAAGCCUCAUAGAUGUGACCAGUGUGGAAAAGCUUUUAAACAAAUGUCAGAGCUUAAAAACCACAGACUAAUACACACUGGAGAGAAACCUCAUAAAUGUGUCCAGUGAGGAAAAGCUUUUACAAAAUCAUCAGCUUGUAAAACGCACAUGCUUAUACAUACUGGAGAGAAGCCUCAUAGAUGUGACCAGUGUGGAAAAGCUUUUAAACAAAUGUCGGAGCUUAAAAACCACAGACUAAUACACUCUGGAGAGAAAAUACAUAAAUGUGUCCAGUGUGGAAACGUUUUUUCACACAUUUCUACUCUUAGACACCACAUGCUUACUCACACUGGAGAGAAGCCUCAUGUAUGUGUCUAGUGUGGAAAAGCAUUUAGACUAAGUUCAACUCUUCAAGUCCACAUGCUAGUACACAGGAGAGUAGCCUCAUAAAUGUAUCCAGUGCGGAAAAGAUUUUGCACAAAUUAUGGUUUUGAACACAAUUGUUAAGUUUGAAAUAUUCCCUGGAUCCACACAAACAAGGCAAGAAAUGAUUAACAGAGAACAAUAUCAACAUUUUAAAGUGGCCCAGUCAAGAGUCCUCAGAUCUGAAUCCUUCAGAACAGGGAGUACAAGGCCAGAGUGAUGGCACAGAACCGUUCCUACCUCGAGAUCUAGAUGGCACAGAACCGUUCCUACCUCGAGAUCUAGAUGGCACAGAACCGUUCCUACCUCGAGAUCUAGAUGGCACAGAACCGUUCCUACCUGGAGAUCUAGAUGCUGCUAGAAAUCAUCAUGUGUUCAUCAUCAUCAUGUGUUGUGAUGGUAAAAAAAAACAAGUGAU
Molecule: messenger RNA, 4051 nt
Organism: Sardina pilchardus (European sardine)
Lineage: Eukaryota; Metazoa; Chordata; Actinopteri; Clupeiformes; Clupeidae
Product: zinc finger protein 135-like
Exons: 3
Coding region: 331-3339 (1002 amino acids)
Biological process (GO): regulation of gene expression
Cellular component (GO): nucleus
Molecular function (GO): sequence-specific DNA binding
Source: RefSeq, a predicted model, not a curated record